Peronospora farinosa is the source of this 1128-nucleotide messenger RNA. NCBI's taxonomy places the organism in Eukaryota, Oomycota, Peronosporomycetes, Peronosporales, Peronosporaceae. The record is from the annotation of a GenBank genome assembly.
AUGUGGUGCUUUAAUUGUUUCUACAAAUGUUUCAAGCGUGAAAAUGCAUCCCCUAGACCUACCACCAACGUGACCACCUCGGUUCAUACCGUCGAGGACAUUAAUACGCACAUAUCUUCCUCUACCCCUAGUGCACAAGAGGGGAAGGGAAAAGUAACCGAUAUGUAUACUUUAGGAAAAAUCAUUGGCUCGGGCUCGUACUCGGUUGUUCGUGAAAGUAUCCACAUCAGUUCCAAACGUCGGUUUGCAAUCAAGUGCAUAAAACGUGCAGACCUCUCACCCGAUGAUGACGCUGCGAUUCAAUUUGAAGUGGCCAUUUUACACCAAAUGCAACACCCCAAUAUAAUGACAUUGGAAGAAUUUUUUGUCGAACCAGAUUAUUAUUAUCUUGUCACGGAAUUUGUCGGUGGGGGUGAAUUAUUUGAUCGAAUUGUGGCAAAAACCUUUUAUACGGAAAAAGAAGCCCGUGAUUUGGUGAAAAUUCUAAUUCAAGCAAUACAAUAUUGUCACGAUCAAAAUAUUGUUCAUCGGGAUCUCAAACCUGAAAAUUUAUUGCUCAUGUCAGCAAAUGAUGAUGCAAGUAUUAAACUUGCCGAUUUUGGGUUUGCUAAAACAGUGACACCCAAUGACUCGGGACUUGUGACUACAUGUGGAACACCGGGAUAUGUGGCACCUGAAAUUUUAGAAGGAACAUCGUAUGGCAAACCGGUGGAUAUUUGGAGUAUUGGAGUCAUUACGUACAUUUUAUUGGCUGGAUAUCCUCCUUUUCAUGAUGAUUCACAACCAGUUUUGUUUCAGAAAAUUCGCAAAGGAAAAUAUUAUUAUGAUUCACCUUAUUGGGAUAAUGUAUCAACGAACGCCAAGGAAUUUAUCUCGAAAAUGUUGGUAGUCAAUCCAAAGGAUCGGGCGACGGCACAAGAAUUAAUGCAGCAUAAAUGGAUCACUGGAACGGACGUGGCAACUGUACCAUUGACGAGUGCAUUGACCGAAUUGCGACGGUUUCAUGCAAGAAAGAAAUUCAAAGCAGCCGUUCACUCGGUACAAGCGACGAUCAGCAUGAACAAGACACUUUCUGGUUUAAGUGAAUCUGCUAGGAACAGCAACUCUCUUCCUGCAGUGUCUGUUUAG